GGCGGCGCUUCCGGGUUGCGGCGGCGGUGGCGGCGCAGAGGCGGAGGCGGAGGCGGGGGUGGAGAGGGCCCUGCGGCGGGAGCGGAGCUGAGGGUCGGGGCGGGCCGCCGGGUGGGUGGCGACGAUCCGGGCUCUCCCGGGCCCGCCGUCCGUGGUUGCGGGCCCCGCGGCCCUGCCCACCCCUCCCCAGCCUGCCGGCUCCCGGUCCGGCCCGGAGGCCCGAAGGGGCGUCUCCCGCGCCCGCCCCCAGCCCCGCGGGUCCCGCGCAGCGCCCGGCGGCCGCCAGAGCACCCCGUGCCGCCCUCCCGGCAGGCCCGUGCGCCCUGCGUUGCCGCCUCAUUGCAGCCGCCCCGGCGUUCCCUCCUCCACGUGCGCAAUGCUUCCUGGCUUCUAAGGAAAAUGGCAGAAACCCCAGCCGAGGCCUCCGGGCGGCUUGUGCUGCACUCAGACGCUCACAGUGAGGUUGUGCUGGCCAGGUUUGAGGAUCAGAGGAGGAAAGGCUUCCUCUGUGACAUUACUUUAAUCGUGGAGAACGUGCAUUUCCGGGCCCACAAAGCCUUGCUUGCUGCCAGUAGUGAAUACUUCUCAGUGAUGUUUGCCGAGGAGGCGGAGAUCGGUCAGUCCAUUUAUAUGCUGGAAGGCAUGGUGGCCGACACGUUUGGUGUCCUGCUGGAAUUUAUCUACACGGGUUGUCUCCAGGCCAGUGAGAAAAGUACAGAACAAAUCCUGGCUACCGCUCAGUUCCUGAAAAUACACGACCUGAUAAAGGCUUACGCGGACUUUGAGAAUAAUCAUUGUUCCCCAAAGCCGACAACUUUGAACACGGCGGGUGCCCCAGUGGUUGUUAUUUCUAAUAGGACAAAUGAUCCCCCAAAGCGGAAACGGGGAAGACCUCGGAAAGUCAGGAGUUUGCAGGAGGGGAGAUCGGAAUUGGCCGCCGAGGAGGACAUGCAGCUGAGAGUGAACAAUUCAGUUCAGAAUAGACAAAACUUUGUGGCCCAGGAGGGAGACAGUGGCCUGCUGAAUGACCAGCUGCCAGGGAAAGAAGUGGAAGAAUCUGUGUCUGCCGGUGAGCCAGGCAGAGCGGAGGAAAUGCCGGCUGAAAAAGACGAGAACUCUGAUCCUAAGACCCAGGAGGGCCAGGAGGGCCAGAGUCGGUGCGGCAAGCGGAGGCUGCGGAGGUCCAUCAAGCUCAAAGACUACAAACUUGUUGGGGAUGAAGAUGACCAGGGUUCAGCCAAGAGGGUCUGUGGAAGGAGGAAGCGCCCUGGCGGCCCCGAGGCCUGUUGUAAAGACUGUGGCAAAGUGUUUAAGUACAGCCACUUUUUAGCCGUCCACCAGAGGAGCCACACAGGGGAGCGACCUUUCAAGUGUAAUGAGUGUGGGAAGGGCUUUGCCCAGAAGCACUCGCUGCAGGUCCACGCCAGGAUGCACACAGGCGAGCGGCCGUACGCCUGCACCGUGUGCAGCAAGGCGCUCACCACCAAGCACUCGCUGCUGGAGCACAUGAGCCUGCACUCAGGACAGAAGUCUUUCACCUGUGAUCAGUGCGGAAAAUAUUUCAGCCAGAAAAGACAACUAAAGAGCCAUUACCGAGUUCACACAGGCCGCUCACUGCCGGAGUGCGCUCACUGCCAUCGCAAGUUCAUGGAUGCGUCACAGCUGAGGAAGCACCUGCGAACCCACACAGGUGAGAAGCCCUUCACUUGUGAAAUCUGUGGCAAAUCUUUCACGGCCAAGAGUUCUCUGCAGACCCACAUCAGGAUCCAUCGGGGAGAGAAGCCGUACUCCUGCGGUAUAUGCGGCAAAUCCUUCUCCGACUCCAGCGCCAAGAGGAGGCACUGCAUUCUGCACACGGGCAAGAAGCCCUUCUGCUGCCCCGAGUGCAGCCUGCAGUUCGCCCGCCUGGACAACCUGAAGGCCCACCUGAAGGUCCACAGCAAAGAGCAGCACGCGGCAGACGCCGGCAGCGCUUCCGGCAGCAGCAGCACUGACGAGGUCGGGAACAUUCUUCAGCUGCAGCCGUACCAGCUGUCCGCGCCCGGGGAGCAGGAGAUCCAGCUGCUCGUGACCGGUUCCGUCCACGACAUCAGUUUCGUGCCUGGUCCCAGCCAGGGAAUCAGCAUCGUCGCCGCAGAGAGCUCCCCGGGCGUGACCGCGGCCCCCGCGGCCGGCCUCACCCUGCUCACGCCGCAGCCGGAGCAGCUGCGGGGUCUGAUCCUGUCGGCUCAGCAGGAGCGAACGGAGCACAUUCAGAGCCUCGGUGCGAUGGGGGGCCCGAUGGGGCCCUCACAGGCCGAGCCGGUGCACGUGAUCGCGCUCCCCGAGGACACCCGACAUCUUCUCGCCCAUCAAGAACGAGCAGGGGCUCCAGCUGGCUGCUGCCUCGGGCCCGGUUCAGCAGCUGCCACUGCCGCAGGCGCCCACUGCCCCGCCAGCCCCCCACCCGGGGCCCCAGCCUGCACCCCUCGGCCAGGAGCCCAGCUGAGCACGCCGUGUCCCACGGCCACGUGAAGCCAGCCGUCUGCAACGUGCUCACUGUCCUGGAGACGCGACAGUGCCUCCUCCCGGCCACACGCGCGUGUCCACGUCCUGCCCCUGCGGUGUUGGGACGAAGCGUCUCAGCGUGGAUGGAUGGGUUCCCUUCCCACCCGCUGCAUCUCUUAGGAGAGACGUGGGUGAAUCUUCCUUGGGGGCCCUGAUGCGGACUUUGGGUAAGGAUUAAAUGCCCACAGCAUGGGCUUUGGUCUUGCUGACCUUUCCGGUUACAUUUUUUAUUUCAGAACAAAGGAAAUCAUGUUGGGUGAGUGGAGCAGAAAGGUUAGUCUGCUGUCAGCCUCUUCAGCAGCGCGAGUCUGGGGAGUUGUCAGUAACUUCAGUCUCCUAAGACGGAGGAAGUCACUCAGCAUUUCCUCUUUGUGAGGGACAGGAGGGUCCUAGUGCCGUGUAGCAGGUAGAUUCAAAGACAUGUGAACUACAUACUAUUUUAACUCAGAAUUUAUAUGACAAGAAACCAUAAGCAUAGAAUUAUUUUUUAAAUUCUGAACUCAGCUUUUUUUCUGAGAAACAUGGAUUUACAUAUAUUUUUUAAAAGCAGGUCAUUGAAAAUUUAAAUAUCUGAUUAAAGUACAUAAUUGGCUCAAGACACCACGAAUGAAUUGUGAAUCUCCAUCAGCGACGACACUUGAUCUUCCUGAUGUAGUUGAGGCUUUCUCAAUUAUCUUGGAAUAUAAAAUUUUAUUCAGUGUAAUUUAAAGUGUCAAAUACUCUAUUGAAUUCUAAGUGAUCUCUGAAAACUUUGAUCUGUGUGUUGUGUCUAAUAACUUUCUGGAGAUGGGACCUUAUAAACUUUUUGGGAAGUAGGUUAAAUUCCACAAACUUGACAAGGCAAUUUCAAAAGUAAAUACCUUCUAGUCUCAAAAAUAAUUUGAGCCUCGGAGACUUAGUAGCCAGCAUGUGUCUGCAGAUGGAUGAAUUUUAAAUAAUGGUCAAAAGAUAAUGCUAUGUUUGAGUUAAGUUUUCAACUCCAGCAUAUUUUAUUGAAUAGUUGGCUUUCUGUCAAACUGGUAGAGGAUAUUUGAGAAAAGAAGGUAAGUACUAGUAUUUAAAAAUUACUCUAACACUGGUGGAAUGUAGAGGUGGCUGACCCCAAAAUUGACAGGAUUGGCACAUCAGUUACUUUCAUAUUUUAGAGUCUUUGUUUUCUACCAGAACCAAGUAACUUUUAUGGAGGUUCAGGUAAUAGAGAAUUCUUCAGGUUUGAGAGGAAGUGAAAGCAUUUUUUUUUUUUUUACAUAUUUGCCAAGUUAUAUUUUAUUGUAUAUAAUUCACAAGAUUUCCCAUCUUAUCUGUCAACUGAGAAAAAGUUCAGUCAGGCCUCAGCAGGGCCAAGAUAAAGGCUUUACAAAUGCAGUUUGACCGGGGUGUUGUUUCAGGUUCUUGAUUUAGUCAUUCGAACUUUAUUGUAACCUUAGUCUUAAAAUGCAAAGUGUUUACUACCUUUUCAGAACUUACAGGCCCACAUUUCCUCCAGAAGAUACAUAGUAUAAAAGUAAGUUUUUAACUGCUGGCUCUGGAUAGCUGGAUAAUUUUUCAGGAAAUAGGGUGACUUAACUCUAAGUUAAGUGUAACUGGCUUUAUGACAGCCUACCUCUGCUAUGGAAGAGAAAUGUAAAAUGAGCCACAUAAGUAAUUUUACAUUUUCUGGUAGCCACAGUAACAAUGUAAAAAGAAAGAGGUAUAAUUAAUUUUAAUAAAAGAGUUUAUUAACACAGCAUUUGCCAAAUACUAUUUCAACUUGCAAGCAAAAUAAAAAUUAAGAUGUUUUACAUUCUUUUUCUCAUA
Manis javanica (Malayan pangolin) is the source of this 4344-nucleotide messenger RNA. RefSeq names its product zinc finger and BTB domain containing 24 (gene ZBTB24). Gene Ontology annotation, biological process: regulation of transcription by RNA polymerase II. The record is from RefSeq and is a predicted model, not a curated record. Gene Ontology annotation, molecular function: RNA polymerase II cis-regulatory region sequence-specific DNA binding; protein binding; DNA-binding transcription factor activity, RNA polymerase II-specific. NCBI's taxonomy places the organism in Eukaryota, Metazoa, Chordata, Mammalia, Pholidota, Manidae.